Lachancea mirantina is the source of this 1368-nucleotide messenger RNA. The record is from the annotation of a GenBank genome assembly. Lineage: Eukaryota; Fungi; Ascomycota; Saccharomycetes; Saccharomycetales; Saccharomycetaceae.
AUGGCUUGGAUCGACAACCUUCAAGGCUUCUUUGACAAACCUGGAAUUCCUUGGAAGUCAAUUGUUCUGGCAUUUACCAUUGGACAAUUUUCCUUCGAAACAUAUUUGACUUUCCGUCAAUACAGGGCCCUGAGCAAAAAAGGACUUCCUAAAGUUCUUGAAGGAGAAAUCGAUGAAGAGACUGUAGCGAAAGCUGAGGACUAUUCACGCGCGAAGGCCAAAUUUGCCAUAUUUUCAGACGUGUUUUCGCUGGUUCAAAACCUGUGCAUUAUGAAGUUUGAUGUCCUUCCCAGAAUGUGGCAUUGGGGAUUGCUCUUGGCCAAGAGAAUGCCAACUAAGUUGGCGCCUACGUCAAUCAUUGGUCAAAGUUUGUAUUUCGUUUGUGUUUUGAGCAACAUUUCAACUCUGUUAGGUCUUCCCCUCUCUUAUUACCAGCACUUUGUGCUGGAGGAGAAAUUCGGGUUCAAUAAGUUGACAAUCAAACUCUGGUUUAGCGACCUGGUCAAGAGCACGACUCUCAGCGCCGUUAUAGGUAUGCCCUUAAUGUAUGCGUUCUUGAAGAUUUUUGAGUAUUUCCCCAGCAACUUCCUUUGGUACAUCUGCUCCUUCGUGCUAGUUGUUCAGAUAUUAGCGUUGACACUUGUGCCUGUUUUCAUCAUGCCUUUGUUCAAUAAAUUCACUCCUUUGGAGGACGGAGAACUCAAGACUUCCAUUGAAGCUCUUGCCACCAGAGUGAACUUCCCGCUCGACAAGAUUUUUGUCAUCGACGGCUCCAAACGCUCUUCUCAUUCCAACGCAUACUUCACCGGACUCCCAUUUACCAGCAAGCGUAUUGUGCUUUAUGAUACGCUUGUGAAAGACGCCUCGAUUGACGAAAUCACUGCAGUUUUGGCGCACGAAAUUGGCCACUGGCAAAAGAACCACCUUCUACGCAUGCUUGCCCUCAGCGAGGUUCACAUUUUCUUCCUUUUCACGCUGUUCACCGCCGCAUAUCAAAACAAAUCCCUAUAUGCUUCAUUUGGGUUCCAUUCAGGCCAUUUGUUGUCGCAAGAUCCUCGUCUAGUCUUUACCCAAGAAUUACCCAUUCUCGUGGGAUUCAUGCUCUUCAAUGAUCUUCUACAGCCACUAGACUGUGUGCUCAAUUUCUCAAUGAUGCUGGUUUCAAGACUACAUGAGUACCAAGCCGAUGCUUAUGCCAAGGGCUUAGGAUACUCUAAGGACCUCUGUCGCGCGUUGAUCAAUUUGCAGGUUAAAAACUUGUCUACAAUGAACGUGGACCCGCUAUAUUCCAGCUACCAUUACUCCCAUCCCACAUUACCGGAGAGACUCGAUGCGAUGGACUACCUGAGCGUCAAGAAGGGCAACUAA